AUUCAAAAUACAUGUUCUUCUUUGAAAAUUUAUUUUUUUAAGUUAAUAAACCUUAAUUUAUAUUGAUUGUGUAUCAACUAAUUAAUCAUAAUGUUAACAUUAGAAUAACAAAUAUUUAUAUAGAAAGUGACCUCAUUUUCAAGGUUCUGGAGUCGUUUAAUAUUUUUCAAAUGUAACGUCAUAUUUUUAUAGAUUUUCUCACUGAAGUUAGGAAAAAUUAUUGUGAUAAAUCCAAAGAAAUUUCCCAUGAAAUGUCAACUGACACAGUGCAUGAAGGCUAUCCUAAAAAUGUGGCUGAAGAUUCAGCCUUGUCACACGAUUCUGAGUAUGAUGAUUUUCUUGGUGUACCUGAAUCCUUAGAAAUAACAAUUAACGAGGACGGCGAAACUAUUAGUAUUCGAAACAGUAACGUGGAACUUACUGACAACAAAGAUCACUCUGGCGUUUUGCCUUUCACGAUAAUUCACGAUCCGCCAAUCAAGUUUAGGAGUCAAAAUCGAAAUGUGUUCAUUCCAGGAGUGCAAAUACAAGUAAAAGUCAUAGAUAUUGAACGUUGUGUGACAACUCAUCCUUUAAAUCCAAAUUUGUAUACAAUACAGUUUAAACAUGGAACAUUCGAGUGGACUGUAAAAAAACGAUAUAAACACAUACAGUUCUUGCACAAUCAACUCAAGAUAUUUAGAGCGAGUCUGAAUAUACCGUUUCCAACAAAAAGUCAUAGAGAGAGAAGAAACAGUUUUAAAAAUUUAUCAACAGACAGAGCCCAACGACAAAGAAAAGUGGCAUUGCCAAGGUUUCCUAAUAAGCCAGAUGUUUUAGUACCUUAUGAACAUAUAAAUCAUAGAAUGAAAGCCUUGGAAGAAUACUUAGACAAUUUGCUGACAAUUGAAAUUUACAAGCGACAUCCAGAAACUCUUAGCUUUUUGGAACUGUCUCAUCUUUCAUUCGUUGGAGACCUUGGCGGAAAAGGCAAAGAAGGUUUAGUUCAAAAACGGACUGGAUCUGGAGCUAAAACUGGAUGUAAUCUUUUGGGUUUACUCGAAGGGACGUGUUGCGUAAGACUCAGUCAAUUUUGCACCUCACUUUGUGGAAAAUGGCAUAAAAGGCAUUUAAUCGUGAAGGAUACUUUCGUGACAUAUAUAAGACCUGGAGAUGGAAGAAUAAAAGCCGUGAUUUUAAUGGACAAUGGUUUUGAAGUUAGUUCAGGAAUGUACUCAACGGGUUUGAGGAAUGGAUUACAAAUUAUGAAUCUCAAUAGGCAUAUUGUUAUGAAAUGUUGGACUAGAAGAAAAGCAAAAGAAUGGUUGGAUUACAUCCAACGCCUUUCUGUCGAGGAAGGUAAGUCUUUUAUUCAAACAAAUCCUCACAAGUCCUUCGCUCCAGUUCGAUGUUCAGUACCUGCAACGUGGUUCGUUGAUGGAUCAAGUUAUAUGUCGGCAGUUGCAGACGCUCUAGAAGCAGCGACUGAAGAAAUUUUUAUAGCAGAUUGGUGGCUUUCUCCUGAAAUUUAUCUUAAGAGACCUGCUAAUGAAGGGGAUUACUGGAGACUCGAUAAAAUUUUGGAAAGGAAAGCUCUGCAAGGUUUUAAACUUAAGAUUGCCGGUGUAAAAGUGUUUGUGAUGAUUUACAAAGAAGUAGAGUUGGCUUUAGGAAUAAAUAGUUUUUAUAGCAAACAAAAACUAGUCGAAAAAUGUCCGCAAAAUAUAAAAGUAUUGAGAUAUCCCGAUCAUGCUCGAGUUGGCGUUUUCCUUUGGGCUCAUCAUGAGAAAAUUGUGGUUGUCGAUCAGUCGGUUGCCUUUCUAGGUGGAAUUGAUCUCUGUUAUGGUAGAUGGGACAAUUCUGAGCAUCGACUGACAGAUCUUGGAUCAACUCAUCAGUCAACGAUUUAUAUACCUUCAAAAGGAAAAGUGACCAGUACCAGUAGUAAACCGAUCACAGUAUACAAAUCGAAAGAACAUGUGUUACUACCUCUAGCAAUUGCUACGAAUACAAUUGCUAUGGCAACGACUAAAUGCCUUUCAGUUUUGCCAGUAGUGAGUAAAGAAAAACAAAGUCCAGAGCCACUAAGUCAAAUAAAAACAUUAGAUCCAUUACUACUAUCACUUCCCGACGAGAGUUUCAAAUGUAAUACACCUGAUCCACAAAAAAAGAAUCUGUUCGAAGUGGCAAGAACAAAAGUUGACAGAGUUAAAUAUAAUAUGAGAAUGAAGAGAAAAGAAUGGAUCAAUAUGGUUUAUAGUCCUCAUGAAUGUAGUAGCGACGAAGAACAAGACACAGUCGAUAAUGUCGUGAUAAAACUUCCUAUAGACGACGAAGAGGAAUUGUUUUACGAAAGUCGAGAUAUUUAUCCAGAACUGAAUGGAAUGUCAAAACUUUGGCUUGGAAAGGAUUAUACUAAUUUUAUUGUCAAGGAUUUUAAUAAUCUGGAUAGCCCUUACCAAGAUUUAGUGGACAGAAGUACAACACCUCGAAUGCCUUGGCACGAUGUGGGAAUAAUGGUCCAGCAAGCGACAGCUAGAGAUGUAGCUAGACAUUUUAUUCAAAGAUGGAAUGCUAUAAAGAUUGAAAAGGCGAAACUGAACCCAACCUAUCCAUUUCUUCUACCAAAAGCAUAUAAAAAUUACGCAGGAUACUCGAUUAAUUUCGAUGAAAGUAAAAUGCAUAACGUAAAGUGCCAAGUUCUGCGAUCCGUCAGUUCCUGGUCUGCAGGAUUUUUGGACCCGGAAACGAUAGAGCAAAGUAUUCACGAAGCUUAUAUUCACGCAAUCAGCAAUGCUCAAAGGUAUAUUUAUAUUGAAAAUCAAUUUUUCAUAACACUUGCAAAUGUCGAUGGUACAAUAGUAAAGAAUCGUAUUGGCGAAACGCUAUUAAAAAGAAUACUCAGAGCUCACAGAGAAGGUUCAGUGUUUAGAGUCUAUGUGGUCAUGCCACUGUUGCCAGGAUUUGAAGGAGAAGUUGGAGGAGCUACUGGAACAGCUCUUCACGCUAUAACUCAUUGGAAUUAUGCUUCAAUUUCCAGAGGAAAGGAUGCACUUUUAAAUCGACUAAUUGCUGCCGGAAUUGAAGACCCGAGUGAAUACAUUACAUUCCAUGGUCUGAGGACCCACGCCAAGUUAAACGGCUCUCUCGUAACAGAACUUAUUUACGUUCACAGUAAAUUAAUGAUUGUCGAUGAUAGGGUCGUGAUAUGUGGAUCAGCGAAUAUUAAUGACAGAAGCAUGAUUGCAUCAAGGGAUAGUGAAAUCGCUGUUAUUAUUGAGGACCAAGAUUUCACUGAAGGAAGAAUGAACGAAAUGUCAUUUGAUUGUGGAAGAUUUGCUGGAUCCCUAAGAAAGCAACUCUUUAAAGAACAUCUUGGACUAUUGAGGUCUAAGGAUAAAAUUAAUAUUGAUGAUAUUGUCAAGAAGUCAUUCUACAGAGAUGUGUGGUGUGAGAGAAGUAAACGAAAUACUGAGAUAUAUGAAGAAGUCUUUCGUUGUAUUCCAACGGAUAAUGUGGUUAAUUUUUCAAUGCUGAAAAUAUACCAAAAUGAAACACCAUUAUGUUCCUGUGAUUCUGAAAUGGCAACGACUAUGUUAACUGAAAUUAGAGGACAUUUGGUAGACAUGCCGCUUAAAUUCCUAUGUAACGAAACGCUGAAACCAACUGCUGGUACAGUUGAAGGAAUGAUGCCAACUUCUUUGUGGACUUAAAAAUAAUUAAACAGUAUUAAAACACUUAAAAGAAACAUUUGUUUCUUUUUUUAGACAAAUGAAUAUUGAUUCCAAAAAUGUUUUAUUAAUGUCAUAAAAUUUAUUUUUUAAAUGUUAAAUGAAUUAAAAGAAAUUUAUUAUUUGUAAAAGAAUGAAAAGUUGAAAUAUUAAAAAAUAUUUCAACUUUCGUUUUUUAAAUUCCAUUUAAAUUAAGGGAAAGAAGAAACAGUAUUUUGUUUUACUGUAAAAUUUAGUCUAAAAAUUUUAAGUUAUUUUUUACUAUUGCUCCAUAUAAUUUUAUAGAAACUAAAAGUAGGUAAAUGAGUGAUAAAAAAAAGUAUAAUUGAUUUCCUAUAUAUUACUAUUUACUUAAAGUUCCGCAUUUAUUUAUUAAUUUUCGUUUCAUCAUCGAAUGUAAUUAAUACUCAGGAAAUUUUAAUUAUU
This is a messenger RNA of Leptopilina heterotoma, 4136 nucleotides long. RefSeq names its product phospholipase D2 (gene Pld). NCBI's taxonomy places the organism in Eukaryota, Metazoa, Arthropoda, Insecta, Hymenoptera, Figitidae. The coding region runs from base 252 to 3692 and encodes 1146 amino acids. The transcript has 16 exons. Gene Ontology annotation, biological process: phosphatidic acid biosynthetic process; intracellular signal transduction; cell motility. Gene Ontology annotation, molecular function: D-type glycerophospholipase activity; phosphatidylinositol binding. The record is from RefSeq and is a predicted model, not a curated record.